Molecule: messenger RNA, 327 nt
Organism: Necator americanus (New World hookworm)
Lineage: Eukaryota; Metazoa; Nematoda; Chromadorea; Rhabditida; Ancylostomatidae
Exons: 3
Coding region: 1-327 (108 amino acids)
Source: RefSeq, a predicted model, not a curated record
AUGGAUGCGUGUGACGACGAAAGCCUUGGAAAGAGUGUUGCACGCUAUGGAGAUGCGGAUGUUGAGGUGGACGAUAGGUAUCAUUCCAAUCCCAUCAUUGCUGUAUUGCUUCAAAAUAAAGGGAUGACUUCUUUUGGUUUCGUCAGCUCAGAUGCUAAGGCUCUACUUAUCCCGAUAUACCACAAUGGCGAUGCAAGUGUGACGAUGGAGACUGAGCUCAAAAUAAAACGAUUCAACCAAAUAAGUUCGAAGGACACCUCAUCAUUUAGUGUGCGUUUAAAUUCACGUCAAGUAUGCGUUAGGAUUUUCCUAACAGCGGCGCCGUGA